AGCCCAGUGCCAAAGCGAGAGUGUUGUAGUUCUUAGUGUCUUAAGAAAUAGUAUAUUUUUGUUAAUAGGAUAUAAAAUCGCGAGUGUUCAUAUGGUGAUCGAUUUUAUCGUAAAAUGUCAACUAGAUCCCAACUAACAAAGGAUUUAAACGAAAGUGUGAAAGCGUUACUUGGAAAACAUGUCAAGAUACUGCACAAGAACGUCGUUAAGUUGGAGACGAAAGGAGACAAGACAGAAAACAGAGUGCUGGUGUUUUCCCCAUGCCGGUUGUUCCUGCUCACCGCGAAGGUGCCAACCAAGAUUGAAUCACACUUCCAUUACCUAGAAAUACAAGCUGUUGAAAGCAAGAAAUCAAAUCAGUUGUGCCUCACUGUUGGUGAUAAGCAGUACUCCUUUUUGACUGCUGAUGAUUCAGUCAGCCAUGAUGUUGACUCUAUGAUAAAAGCGCUGACAACAGCCAUCAGAAAUAUAUUUCCUACAGUUCCUUUACAGCAUAUUAUCAGGAGGAUAGAAGUGGUGCCAGAGUCACGAAACCAGUACCUGCAAGAUAGUCCCAGCGAUGGGCGUGCCACAGCUGUUGGUCCAUGCGGUGGCUUCUCCACACAGUAUGCUUGCAUGUGUGAUUACCACAAUAUGCCUUAUCGGGAGGAGGUGUCCUGGGACGUGGACACAAUAUACCUCUCUCACGACACACGAGAAUUAUGUCUGAGGGACUUCGACCACCUAGAUCCAAAGGACAUAGUGCCUAUAAUCAGUGCCCUAGAGUACAAUACGUGGUUCACAAAACUGAAAGCCAGCAAUAUGAAGCUGACCCAUGAGGCCUUGGAUCGGUUAUUGCACAUAUUGAAGAAGACUCUUAGCCUUGAGGAACUUUAUCUGGAUAACCUCGGUGUUAAAUGGGAUUUUGCUCACAAACUGUCACUGGCGUUAAUAGCCAACAGCAACACACCUCUUCAUACUUUAGACUUGUCUAACAAUCUGAUAGAGGAUAAAGGUGCCUCUAGUUUGUGUGGAAUUAUUGCCAAAAUUAUGCAAGGUGUUAAUCAGCUGAGUAGCCCACUUGGGAAACUUCCAAAAGGCUUGGUUCAUCUAAACCUUUCUCACUGUGGUUUGUCCUCAAAGGGUGUAAACCAGCUCGCACAUGCACUGUCGGUCAAUAAGCUGGUCCCAAGCACAUUAAGCUACCUCAACCUCAGUGGGAACAAUCUCAAGGAGGAAAUAAAUAACCUAUGUAACUUCCUUGCACAACCAAACAGUUUGACCCACUUAGACCUUUCUGGAACUGAUACGGUACUAGAAUCGAUAUUUGGAGCUCUCUUGAGAGGAUGUGCAACUAACUUGGUACAUUUAAAUGUUUCUCGCAACAUGUUCAGCACAAAGAAGACUAAAGAAGUUCCACCAUCAUUCAAACAGUUCUUCACAAGUACUCUGAGCCUCAAAUCUCUCAAUAUGUCAUUUUGCAAACUACCUCUGGAAGCUCUGAAGAAUCUAUUGCUUGGACUGGCAUGCAAUGAGUCUACAGUUGACCUGGAACUCGAUCUGAGCUGCAACAACCUGGGUGCCCAAGGUGCCCACGUGCUAGAAUCUUGCGUGCACGGUAUCCGCUGCAUCUCGAGUUUGGACAUCAGUGAAAACAAUAUGGAUGCAGACUUAGCUUCUGUGGUGACUGCCAUCAGCAAAAAUAAAUCAAUCAAGCACUUGAGUAUGGGCAGGAACCUCAAUAACAUGAAAGCUAAAUAUAUUGCUUCUGUUAUGGAUGCUGUUGUGCAGAUGAUACAGGAAGAAGAUUGUGUUCUUCAGUCAUUAUGCAUACCAGAUUCCAAACUGAAGUCUGAUCUCUACAAUUUGAUUAAUGCAUUGGGGAGUAAUCAGUGCUUGCAGAUGAUAGACAUCAGUGGAAACAUGAUGGGGGACAAUGGGGCCAGGCUGCUUGCAAAAGCACUGCAGAUCAACUCGAAAUUGCGAACAAUAAUUUAUGAUCGCAACAAUAUAACAUUGCAAGGCUAUUCGGACAUAGCGUAUGCAUUGGAGAGUAAUUAUACUGUACGCUACAUGCCUUUUCCAAUUUAUGACAUUGUCCCCUGUAUGAAGACUUCUGCAGAAAGAACAGAUGCCGUUAUGAAGAAAAUCCAAGAUAUCCUGCACAGAAACGUCACACCAAAAAUAUACAGUAAUGGCCAGGCCUUCAGAUUGCAGCAGGGUUUCCUAUUGAGUUCCACACAGCAAAUGGUGGAUCGACUAGUAGUACAGACACAGAAUAAGAUACGUACUCUUGCUCAGGAAUCAACAGAGAAUAACAAUGAUAUUAAUCAAGCAACAGGGCUCAUAAAGGAUGCUGAUAACUCCAAACAGCUUCUGACAAGACUACAAGAAGCUGUGCAGUGCAAAGAAGAAACCGGAAACCCGAUUGACGUCAAGCUGCGUGAAGUCUCGGAUGAACUGCAUGCGGUCAUUGUUGAGUACCUGCAGAAUUCUUUGGAGAGCAUGAUGAAAUGUGCACAAGAACAGUGCCCACAUGUUCUGUCUGAUGAACAUGUACGUGCAGAAAUUCUGAAAUUGUGCAGAGAAAAAAAUCGUCUUUCUUCAGAUUUUGUGCACUCUUGUGUUGUUGAGCGUGCUGGCACAGAAAUUGUUAACAGAAUCAAUGAAUUGAAUUUGGCUGUGGCUGCCCGUGUGUCAGACCGCAUUACAGAUGAAGUCAUAGAAUCACUGUCGAGGAGUUACAAAGCAUUGGUUGGUGAUACAAAUGAAAAGCGUUCUUCAACACCAGAUGUAUUGAGAACCAGGUCUCGUGUGAGUUCGGGCUCGUCACGCAAUGAUCCCAGUGACACCUUCUCCACAGCUGACACCAUUAGCCAACGUUCGGACCAGUCACCAAUGAAAUUGGAGUAUUUAAACCUCGCCACUCCACACCUCUCUACAAAACGAAAAAGUCUCCACGGUCGCAAACUGAGACCGAAAUCUGUUGUAGACAGUAUAGAGGGUCUUUCAGCUGAUGACAUUCCAGAUUUGCUUCCACCACUGCCCUGCUCAGAAAGAGAAUCACCUGAUUGUGGCCCAUUACGGUUAAGACAUCUUGUGAAGGGACGCCCACGUCGUGCAAAAACACGCGCUCCAACGAGGCCUGUUCUACGUCCUUCAGAGUUAACAGAUGUCGAUGGUUUGGGUCUUUCUGAAGGUCUCGACACUUUCUUUCGACCCGGAUCAACAACACCACUUGUCUCUCCAGUUUCUGAUGACAGUUCACACACGUUUCCAUCAGAUAUCAGCCCUAAUCGCACACCACUAAUAAAAGAUGAACUAAAUUACCAAGAAAACAAAACAAGCUCAUCUGAAAUUGUUAGAAAUGUGAGAAUCGCCCCAGAGAUGAGCAGAAGCUUUACAGAAGAUGACUCCAGAAGCGAAACACGAUUGGGGAGAAGCUCACCGUUACCAAAAGCAAUUUCUGGGCUUCUGGAGCCUGUCUCAUCACAGCUGGCAGCUGGAGCUGCGAUGCAGUCACAGUCGACUGACAGCCUGGAGCGACGGUCGCCACUGACUGGGCGACGGUCUCAGGGUGAUUCCCCACUUACGGCUUCCCCUCUGGCUCUCUCCCGAAGGCUGGCACAGUCAUCAAAUGCUGAACAAAUAUGUGGAGGACAGUGUGUAAGGGAGGAAAGUGAUGGCACUGUACAAGAUGGGCUGGAGAGUCGUUCCGGGAUUGGUGGACCCUAUAGAUCUAGAGCUGGCACAGGACCUGAAGUCAGGAAAAGAACAUCUAGCAAGCAGGAUGUGGAUGCCGAAAAACCACCCUCUCCCAUUGUGGCACCUGGUGUGAAACUGCGUUCCACAGGACUUGUGGAAUCACUGCGUUCUCCUACUGAAAGUUUUCCAAAGGGAACCACAGCUGAUGGUCCGAAGUCACCAGUUCUUAAGUCGACAACAAAAGACGCUUCCCUAAGGACGAAUGACAGUACAACCUGCUGUGGUGGCAAACAGUGCAACAGCCGACAGAAACCACCUCCCCCCAUUGCACCGAAGCCAAGACCAUGGUCUGUUGUCGGAGGGGAUCGGAAGUCAGGGGAGUUUUCGUUGCUGAGUGAUGGUUCCAGUACGAAUACCUCUGCUGCCAAUACCCCUGACUUGGAUUCAGGAGAUACGUUGGAUGAAUCUACAGACUCUGGAGUCGCGAGUUUGGGAUCUGGAGGAGGUUGCAGUGCUGGAACCACAGUGCCUGAGAAACGAUCAGUGAGGGAGCUAGCUGCCAGCUUAGACAAACAAGGUUCGGGUGGCAGGACCGGCUCCUCACACAGCACAGAAUCAGAAAAUGUAUCUGUCAGCUGCACGGCUGGCUCUGAAGCCCCUCUCCGCUCUCGCAACUUCAUGCAUUUGACUCGGAGAAGUGAUGGACCAUCCUCCACUGAAACAAAGGAAGUUCUGGAGAGCUCGGUUGAAGAUAAUGGGAUACUUGAAAGGAAGAUAGAAAUUGUUACCUCAAGGAAGAAGAGACAAAGCUAUGUGCUGAACUCCCAGUAUGCAUUUGACGAAGAUGUAGUAGAUGUCUGACAGCACUUACAACUUCAAAACAUUAUUUUUUAUUUUGUGUACUGAGUUACAUUGAACAUCAUUCCUCUUCCCCCACUCUCUCUGGCAUAUUGCCAGAUGACUGAUGUAAAAAUGUUUUAGCUUAUUCACUGACUUGUUAUAGUUAAAAAGAAUUUUAUUAUCAGUAUAGUGAAAGUAUUUUAUAUGCAGUAAACUGUGCGCUUUUUGGCAUUCAUACUGCCAGAUCUUUUGUGUGUGCUUGUGUGUGUGUGUGUGUGUGUGUGUGUGUGUGUGUGUGUGUGUGUGUUUCCACAGAUGUACUACACAUUGUCAUAACAAUAUCUGCAGAGCUGAAAUAAUAUUAUUGGUUUUAAAUCAGCAAUUUUUUCUGAGAUAUUUAUUAGAAUUUUAUUUUUCAUGGUUAAUGGGUUUUGUAAAUUAUGAUUAAAAGCCCAUAGUGAGUGUUACAAUGGAAUGUUUAUAUUAUCACAGUUCUAAUUUGACUCUGCACUCAUGGUUAAGUUAUGAAACAGUUCU
Schistocerca serialis cubense is the source of this 5061-nucleotide messenger RNA. It is a transcript of the gene LRR, whose product is annotated as F-actin-uncapping protein LRRC16A. Gene Ontology annotation, cellular component: lamellipodium; plasma membrane. The record is from RefSeq and is a predicted model, not a curated record. The transcript has 35 exons. Gene Ontology annotation, molecular function: protein binding. Gene Ontology annotation, biological process: cell migration; regulation of Arp2/3 complex-mediated actin nucleation. NCBI's taxonomy places the organism in Eukaryota, Metazoa, Arthropoda, Insecta, Orthoptera, Acrididae. The coding region runs from base 115 to 4545 and encodes 1476 amino acids.